Messenger RNA from Glycine soja, 1534 nucleotides. Its product is annotated as alpha/beta hydrolase domain-containing protein 17C-like. Lineage: Eukaryota; Viridiplantae; Streptophyta; Magnoliopsida; Fabales; Fabaceae. The coding region runs from base 182 to 1324 and encodes 380 amino acids. The record is from RefSeq and is a predicted model, not a curated record. The transcript is spliced from 6 exons.
GAAGACUCCCCCUAAACUGACACGUGUCGAGCAUUAACAAAGCGUCAGUGUCACGGUCACCAUUCACUUUUCUUAAACAUCACAAUCACCUAAUUCAGCCCCUUCACGUGCCUCUCAUCUUUCUCUUUUUUUCUUUUUCCAAACUUGGCAACACAAUUUUUAAUUAUUUAAUUAAUAAAUAAUGGGGGCGAUGACGUCGUCGAUGGCGGCCAAGUUCGCCUUCUUCCCCCCCAAUCCGCCGUCGUACGGUGUCGGCUUGGAUGACGUCACGGGGAAGCUGAAGAUGACGGGGGUGGCCACCAGGGAAAACGUCGACGUAUUGAAGCUUUGCACGAGGCGAGGAAACAGCGUCGUGGCCAUGUACAUUAGAAACCCUUCGGCAUCGUUGACCAUGCUCUAUUCGCACGGCAACGCCGCCGAUCUGGGUCAGAUGUACGAGUUGUUCUCCGAACUCAGUCUCCACCUCCGAGUCAACCUCCUAUGUUAUGACUAUUCUGGGUAUGGCCAGUCUUCUGGGAAGCCUAGUGAGCAUAACACGUAUGCAGAUAUAGAAGCUGCUUAUAAAUGCCUGGUAGAAAUGUAUGGGGCGAAAGAGGAAGAUAUUAUUCUGUAUGGCCAAUCUGUCGGCAGUGGACCAACUACAGAUUUGGCUACUCGUUUACCAAACCUUAGGGCUGUCAUUCUCCACAGUCCCAUCUUAUCUGGUCUUCGAGUCAUGUAUCCUGUCAAGAGGACAUACUGGUUUGACAUUUAUAAGAACAUUGAUAAAAUUCCCUUGGUCAAUUGUCCAGUUCUGGUAAUUCAUGGAACAGAUGAUGAUGUAGUAGAUUACUCCCACGGGAAGCAACUUUGGGAACAUUGCAAACAAAAGUAUGAACCCCUAUGGAUUAAAGGAGGAAACCAUUGUAACCUGGAGCUUUACCCUCAAUACAUAAAGCACCUCAAGAAAUUUAUCACGGCUAUUGAGACGUCAUCGCUUCAAAAAACUGGAUCUGGACCUGUUCCUGAUCAACUGGACAGACCAAGGAGUAGCACAGAUUUUAGAGAGAAACCUAGACUCAGCAUGGAUCUAAGGGAGAAUUUGAGACGAAGUAUCGACUUCAAAGAAAAGCCUAGAACAAGCACAAACCAUAAAGAAACGUCAAGAGCUGGCCCAGAUAAGAAAGAUAAAUCAAGAAAGAGUGUAGAUCGCUCUGAGAAAGCAUACAUUGGAGCAGAAAUCCCUGAGAAAGCUAGAAAUAGCAUUGACCGUUUUGGGGACAUGGUGAGAUCAGUUGGAUUGUGCAAUAUUGAUUGUUUCAGGCCCAGGGCAACUCAUGCAUAAAGAUGAUGACACUGUCACAAAAGCUUACAUGUUGAGGUUUUAUUCUUAUUGAUUAUUUGAUUGGUCGUAUGGGUGAUAGGAAAAUGUUCAGUUGUGUGCUGUACGGUUUUUUUCCUAACUUAGUUGAUGAAAAAGUAAUUUAACAAGGUAAAUUAUGUGCCACUAAAUCUUCUUUUGGUUGAUAAUCUAUAACCUGCUUUUAACAUGCUA